Molecule: messenger RNA, 881 nt
Organism: Fukomys damarensis (Damara mole-rat)
Lineage: Eukaryota; Metazoa; Chordata; Mammalia; Rodentia; Bathyergidae
Gene: Msrb2
Product: methionine sulfoxide reductase B2
Exons: 5
Coding region: 76-528 (150 amino acids)
Biological process (GO): protein repair; response to oxidative stress
Cellular component (GO): cytoplasm
Molecular function (GO): peptide-methionine (R)-S-oxide reductase activity
Source: RefSeq, a predicted model, not a curated record
UACCUUAGACAGAUUGGUUUAAACAACAGACAUGUAUUUAUUACAGUUCUGGAAGCAGAGGCAUCCAAGAGCAAGAUGGCAACACAUUGGGUACCAGGAUCUCUUACGAAGCAUGAGCCGACUCUCACCGAGGCUGACUGGCAGAAGAAACUGACUCCAGAGCAGUACUAUGUCACGAGGGAAAAAGGAACUGAACCGCCUUUCAGUGGGAUCUACCUGGACAACAAGGAGCCCGGAAUGUAUCACUGUGUGUGCUGUGACAGCCCCCUCUUCAGCUCAGAGACGAAGUUCUGCUCCGGCACCGGAUGGCCUUCAUUUUCCGAGGCUCAUGGCGCAUCGGGCUCAGACGAAAGUCACGCAGGGGUCCUUCGACGCUUGGACAUGUCCGCGGGGUCGGCUCGCACAGAGGUCGUCUGCAAGCAGUGCGAAGCUCACCUUGGCCACGUGUUUCCUGACGGGCCGGAGCCCAGUGGUCAGAGGUUUUGCAUCAACAGUGUGGCCCUGAAGUUCAAGCCAAACAAACAGUGACCGUCUCCAGCAGUCCCUCCCGGGCCACCGCUCCUCACGCAUCCUUGAUUCUCAUAAUUCAGGUGGAUGAUUUGUUUUGUGUGCUGCAAAAUCAGGCUGUUUGCUGCUGGCUCCAGAAGUCACAGUGUCACUUGUCUACCUGGGGUCCAGCCUGACACCUUGGACUGCGGGAUUUCACAGCGGGGCAGCUGUGUGCACCACUGCCUUCCCAAGGCCUGGGGUGGGACGGCAGGAGGCUGGUGGGAGGAGCCAGAGCGUUCCGGCAGAAGGACCCUGAACUCACCACUGUAGUUGUGUCCUCCAGGAGCCCUGAGCAAUCCCAGCACGGCCAAGUAAGUUCAGAAGGAGCUGUG